AUGCAAGAAGUAAAGAAGCAAGACGAGGAGAAGCUCCCGAGAUCAACUAGGCCCUUAUCAGUGAUAAGCCGGAGUGCGCGAUGUGGCCGCUCCGGCGACCCUAGUAUACAAUGGGGACCACGUAUCAUCAGCUUCGCAAGCUUCCCAAGGUUCAUCGACCAGACACAUUCACAACUUGGAUUCUUGAACCUUUUGAAUCUUGGAGAAAUUGAGUCCUCCAGGUUUUUCACCGCCACGGUGCUCGGGCUGCUCGCGCCCAGCCUGUGCGCCGCAACCAACCUUACUACGCCUAGUCGAUUGGAUCUUCCGUCCGGCUUCAAACCACCGCAGGUUUUCAGAAACACAAAUCUGGUUCGGAAUACCAAUUUGGAAAAGAGCUAUGUGAGGGAAACAGUCAAUGUUGUUGUGGAGAAUAUCGACAACAAGCCUCAGAGCGACUACUACAUCCCCUUCUCUGCUGAGGUGUUCGACCGUAUUGCAGGCUUCGAAGCGAGGGAUAAGAAGGCCCCCGAGAAGGGACGCUUCAAUGUGGACUAUACUGAAGCUGUGUCAUCUGACGGCAACCAAUACUUCGUCAUUCACCUUCCCGAGCCCUUGGCCCCGAAGUCGCAGACUACCCUUGGAAUCUCGUACUCGGUGCUUUCCUCUCUCAGCCCGCUUCCCGCAACCAUUGGACAGGCAGACAAGCAAUACCUCACCUACUCCUUCUCCGCCUAUAUGCCCUCCGCCUACACGACAGAUACACAGAAGUCCAAGUUGAAGUUCCCCAGCACCAAUGUGCCGGAUUACACAACCACUGAUGGUCUCAAGCCCGGCCCAGACCCCGAGCGCAAGGGCGCGACAUACACCUACGGCCCGUAUAACACGGCCAAGGUGGCCCCGGGCACCGAUCACCCAAUUACCGUCCGGUACGAGUUCACCAAGCCCGUAAUCACUGUAAACCUUUUGGAGCGUGACUUGGAAGUCUCGCACUGGGGCGGCAACCUUGCAACCGAGGAACGGUACUGGCUUCGCAACAACGGCUCGGAGCUGACCACUCAGUUCUCGCGUGUCGAAUGGACUUUCACCAGCUACCAGAAAGCCCCUACUUCAGCGGUUCGUGAGCUGACAUACCCGCUUCUUCCUGGCUCUGUCGACCCUUACUUCAUUGAUGAUAUCGGCAAUGUCUCGACCAGCCGCUACCGUCCAAGCGUUGGUAAGAGCGCAGGUAGCUUGGAGCUGAAGCCCCGUUACCCGAUCUUCGGAGGCUGGAACUACAGCUUCCGCAUUGGUUGGAACAACGACCUUGCUUCGUUCCUGCGCCGUGCCGCGGGUGUCGACUCCGACUCCUAUGUCCUCAAGGCCCCGCUCAUUGAGGGACCUAAAAUGGCUGAAGGUAUCCAGUAUGAGCGUGUGAUUGUGCGUGUUGUUCUCCCCGAAGGUGCUCACAAUGUCCGCUUCGAAAUCCUUGAGGGAGCCAACAGCAAUGGCCUCCCUGGUGCGAACCACAUUCACGCUCAUGUCAGCUCUCUCAAGACUUACAUGGAUACCCUGGGCCGGACCACAUUGACCCUGGAGGUUGACAGUCUGACCGAUGAAGCGCGUGACUCCAAGUUCGUGGUUACUUACGAUCACUCCAUGAUUGAUGCUCUACGCAAGCCUUUGACUAUCUUCGCGGGGCUGCUCACAGUCUUUGUCGCUGCCUGGGGCAUUGGAAAGAUUGAUGUCAGCAUCAAGAAGCGUCGUGUCCAAGAGGUCUCACCAAUCGACUUGUAUGUUUACAAAGUUUCCAGCUUUUCUUCCAACGUUCCUUCCAAAGUCCAUAUAAAGGAAUCGCCGAAUAAACCUCGUCCACCCCCGGUGGACGACAACACCACGCAAAACUCGCCAUCCAAAGCAAACCUAGCUGGCACGCGCGACCGCCUCGGCCCAGUAGUGUUAUUCAUCGCCCGAGCCUCAAACCUGACCGACCACGGCUAUCCAAAGGCAACCCUGACCACCAAACAAAUGCAUGAAUACCUCCGCUCACUUCUGGUGAUCACCGUCACCGAGCACCGCAAGCGAUUCGGUGUCCUAGGUCACCGUCCCCACAAGACGCAGACAAUCAUCCAACCCGGCCCGAACCGAAUCUCAGGCAUCAGUCGAAUCGGCAAGUAUCUCGCAAUGGUCCUCGAAGAAGCCCGUGCGGCCAAGACUGAGUGCAUCUUCGUCCUGCAUGGCUGGGAUGGCUUGACAACUGACAAGAUGUCCAUCGCUGAACUCUGCGAGCCAUUCCGCGACGUCACUUUCUCCUUCCAUAUUUAUGCCAACCGCGGCACGCCUCGUGAGUUCUUUGAAGUUAACGGUCACAAGGUCAAUGCGUACUUCAGACACAGGGUUCGUGUCGAUGAUCCGGCUAUUGUUGGUGAUCGUUCGACCGCGCUUUUCAUUCGCAUGCUAGAGGUUCUGCCUACCUUGGGAUAUGGGAGAUACUACCCUGUUCUUUCAGCUGCGGAAAGGGAUACCCUUGCCAAGUACGAUAAGCGGAUUUCUGGGAUUUACGAGCACGAUGAGCUCGAGGGUUCUUCAAAGGUUGAAGAUGCAAAGCCCGAGACACCAAGGCCCGGCGUUUAA
This is a messenger RNA of Penicillium crustosum, 2592 nucleotides long. RefSeq names its product dolichyl-diphosphooligosaccharide--protein glycotransferase subunit OST1. The record is from RefSeq and is a predicted model, not a curated record. NCBI's taxonomy places the organism in Eukaryota, Fungi, Ascomycota, Eurotiomycetes, Eurotiales, Aspergillaceae. Gene Ontology annotation, cellular component: oligosaccharyltransferase complex; membrane. The transcript is spliced from 6 exons. The coding region runs from base 1 to 2592 and encodes 863 amino acids.